CCCAAAUAUUAAAAACACCAGUAUCGGUUUUGAUCAUUCUUAACGGUGCUGUCAGCAGAACCAGAAGCAUGGCCACGGCACAGUCAACACUGAUGUUCGCAGUGUGCAUCUUGAUGAUAACAGAACUCAUACUGGCCAGGAAAGACUACUAUGACAUCCUCGGUGUGCCAAAAGAUGCUUCCGAACGUCAGAUCAAAAAAGCUUUUCACAAGCUUGCCAUGAAAUAUCACCCAGACAAGAACAAGAGCCCCGAUGCGGAAACCAGGUUUCGAGAGAUUGCAGAAGCAUAUGAAACACUAUCGGAUGAGAAAAGAAGGCGAGAGUAUGACCAAUCCGGAUACAAUGCGUUCAGCAACGAAGGCAUGAAUGGAGGAGGAGGGCAGCGUUUUCAUCAUUCCUAUGAUUUCAACUUCGAAGACAUGUUUAAAGACUUCGACAUCUACAGCCAAAACAGGCACGCUCGCCCAAAACGGCACUUCGACGAGCACUUCAGGGCCCACCAGCAAGCACACAACCGCCAUAAGAGACACUUCCAGGGUGCUUUUGGCACCGGAGUCUUUGAGGACAUGUUUGAAGACAUGGAGAAGAUGUUUACAUUUGACCGACACAUAAAAAGGACAGAUAGCAGGUUUCAGGGCUCAGCCAAACAGCACUGCAGAACGGUGACCCAGCGAAGGGGAAACAUGGUCACCACGUACACAGACUGCACCUCGUCCUGAACAUCAGAGUCGGACCAUCACACUUUUGUUUUUAUGCCUGAUUUAGAGUUGUUAAUUUGCUGCUGUGAUAAGUGGGGUUUGAUUUUAAAAUGUGACUGAUCUGUUAUUUACAACGAUAAUUGGUGCAUUUGACAUUUUCAUUAACUCGAUUGAGAUUUAUAAUUGACACUAUGUUGGAUAGUGGCCACUUAAAGGAACAGUUCACCUCAAAAUGAAAAUUUGCUAGAAAUGUACUCACCCUCAUGCCAUCCAAGAUGUAAAAGAGCUUGUUUCUUCAUGGGAACAGAUUUGAAGAACUUCAGCAUCACUUGCUCACCAACAGAUCCUUUGUAGUGAAUGGGUGCCGUCAGAAUAAGAGUCCAAACAGCUGAUCAAAACAUCACAAUAAUUCACAAGCAAUCAAUAUGACUCCAAUCCAUCAGUUAACAUCUUAUGAAGUGAAAAGCUGGCUGUUUGCAUGAAACAAACCCAUAAUUAAGGUGUUUUAACUUUAAACAGUCGCUUUUGGCCAAAAUAUGAUCCAAUAAUCCAUAAUAAUGCUUCCUUUAGUGGAAAAACUCAAUUUCUGAUUGUCCUCUCACAUCAAAAUCCAUCAACAUAUUUGUUUAGGACUAUUUUAGACUGUUUUCACUUGUAAACAGUGCUUCAUCUCUGCAUAUGUCUCUCCUGAUUCAGACUAGAUGACUUUUUCACUGGAGAAAGCAUUAUUAUAAACAGGUUUUGAAGUUAAAAACGCCUACUGAUGGAUUUGUUUAUUGCAAACAUGCAAUUUUUCACUUCACAAGACAAUAAUUGUUGAACUGGUAGGUUAUUGCGAUCCAUUUAUUAGCUUUUUAAACUUUUAUUCUGACGGCACCCAUUCACUGCAUAAAUGUAAAUUUUCAGCAUCUUUUCAUUUGCGGUUGAACUAUUCCUUUAAUAGCCUUAGUGUCUAGUUUUAGGUUUUUGGUGAGUUUGUUUUCAUCCUUGCAGCACUAACUUAAAAAAAUGGUCAUUUAUAGCAAACUACAGUUGAUUACUCUCUAAUAUUAGUGUGCGUUUAUGUUUAAAUUGCACUUUCUUGAGCAUAUGAAACAAGUUAUGCGCACAAAAAAUCAGUUUCAUGCCUGGUUAGCUACUAAAAUCCCUUGAAAAAUGAUUUGAUGAAAGCAUCAAACAGAUCAUUUAGCUCUUCCAUUAUCUUCUCGAUUUAUUCAAGGUUAUAUAUUUUGUGUUGGUGCUGAACGCUCAUGGAGUCUUUGGGAUUCACAUGUUCAUGAACUGGUCUUAUUUUUAUGUGAAGCUAAACCGAUGUUUGCUGCAUUGCUGUGAAUAAUGUAGUUGAUUCUAUUGAAGUAGUUUCUUUCAAACUCACACUUAUUAGAUAGAGAGGUGCCUUUCCCACUCGUUGUGGUAGAUUGAAUUUAAUGUAAUCAAAUUGGAGCACUUUUAUGACCUCGUGUGUAUUAUAGUUUGCAUGGCUGAGAGAAAGUAGGUCUCAGUUUUUGUCAUGGACAUCGGUCACCCGGUUUGGUUGGUAAACAGCUUUUGUUUUAGGAAAGUACAAGUCUGACAUUGUUCUCUAAGCCAAAGUCUUUUUUGGCUGAACCUUUUGUAUGUUUCUAACAACAUAGGAGUUGAUGAGUUGUUUUUAUAUGGCAGUGUUACCCCUAAAAAAAAACUAAAAAAGACAAGGGGAAUGUACCAACUUAGCAUUUGCCUGACAACAUUCUUUUUUUUUUUUU
This is a messenger RNA of Labeo rohita (rohu), 2443 nucleotides long. It is a transcript of the gene dnajb9a, whose product is annotated as DnaJ heat shock protein family (Hsp40) member B9a. Lineage: Eukaryota; Metazoa; Chordata; Actinopteri; Cypriniformes; Cyprinidae. The record is from RefSeq and is a predicted model, not a curated record. Gene Ontology annotation, cellular component: endoplasmic reticulum. Gene Ontology annotation, molecular function: misfolded protein binding; protein-folding chaperone binding. The transcript is spliced from 3 exons. Bases 69 to 719 code for a protein of 216 amino acids.